Messenger RNA from Betta splendens (Siamese fighting fish), 1114 nucleotides. RefSeq names its product FGFR1 oncogene partner 2 (gene fgfr1op2). Gene Ontology annotation, biological process: response to wounding. The coding region runs from base 117 to 791 and encodes 224 amino acids. NCBI's taxonomy places the organism in Eukaryota, Metazoa, Chordata, Actinopteri, Anabantiformes, Osphronemidae. The transcript is spliced from 6 exons. The record is from RefSeq and is a predicted model, not a curated record.
GAAAAGAGCUGAAUCCGAAUCUACGUGUUGCUCCUUGAUGGAGACUAAUGCUGUCUUGUAGCUGCCGCUAAUUUAGCUACCAAACAUCAACAGGAAGUAACGGGUUACGAACCUUAAUGUCUUGCUCGUUAGGCUCUCCAGGCAUGAACUGCACCUUAGACAAGGUUCUGGCUGAUGCCAAGUCACUAGUGGAAAGGCUUCGUAACCAUGACAAUGCUGCAGAGAUGCUAAUCGAACAGACAACAUCCCUCAACAAGCGAGUGGAGGCCAUGAAGCAGUACCAGGAGGAGAUUGACACUUUGAACCAAGUUGCGCGACACCGACCUCGUUCCAGUCUGGUCCUGGGAAUCCAGCAGGAGAAUCGUCAGAUCAGGGAGCUCCAGCAGGAAAAUAAAGAGCUACGGACAUCUUUGGAAGAACACCAGUCUGCAUUAGAACUCAUCAUGACCAAAUACAGAGAGCAGGUGUUUAGGCUCUUGAUGGCCAGCAAGAGGGAUGACCCAGCCAUCGUCACACAACUGAAGGAGCAGCACACCACAGAAAUGCAGGCACACAUAGACAAGAUCAAUGAGAUGGCCUCAGUGAUGAAGAAGGCGAUAGAGGUGGACGAGGGUCGGAUAUGUGAUGAUGAGGAAAGAAUUAAACAGCUGGAGCUGGAAAACAGGGGACUACGAGAACUGCUGGGAAUCAGUCGUGAGGCUUUUCUGGUUCUAAAAAGGGAAGACGCAUCAGAGAGCACAUCGCUAUCACCGUUGCUGACCAGCGCAGACAUCAGCUCACGAAAGAGUUGAAGUUCCUGGCGACUGCCAGUCCACCUCUCUGUGCUGCUACUACUGUGUACAGUGUGUAUUGCCACUUACCACUUCACCUUUAACCCCACUGAUCUUGUGAUUCCCCCUCUCCUCAUUCUCUUGGUGCAUUUACAGCAUGACUCUCCAAAGCUGAAACCUAUGUGAUGAGUCAGACAAGAAGUGUGUCCACUUGUAUUUCUCAAUCUCUGUUGGUACUUCUAUUUUGUUUCCUAAUUUUGCCAGUGUGCAUGAGCCUGUGGUGCCUGUGUAGUGUAAAUGAAUAAAGGAAGGGCUUCGGUUGGAAUAAAUCGGUGAACAGGAAA